AAUAAAUAAACACUAAGUUGUAUUAAAUGUUCAACAAUGAAUACCUUAAAUGACAUAACUGAUAAGGAAUUCAUUCCUUUUUUGCACAGUUUGGGUGUAGAAACUUACAAUAAGUCUUUUGAAUGGAUGCUUCAAGAUCCCGAUUUUGGUGGUGCCUUGAAGUGGCUUUACAGAAAUUUAGAUCACAAUAAUGCCUUGACCGCUCGUGAAGAAUAUAGAUACAAGGAACUUGAAAAAAAGAAAUGUCUAUUGCCUAUAGAUGAGUUAGACACUGCUAUUGCUUCGCUCCAAGAAGAAUUCAAAGGCUUGUGUCUACCAGGAGACCAGGAUGCUUUGGAGGACAUGAAAUUAGACAUAAGUAUGCACAAUGAUAGACUUGAUAUGUUAAUGAAACAUGAGGAAAUAGUGAAUGAUUUAAUUAAACAGAACCACUUAAUCAAAGAUGAACUAGACAUAGAGCUAACAAAAUUAAGUGCAAAACAACAUCAGUAUGAAGAUGAUGAAAAAAGCUUGGGCGAGCAAUGCAUUGCUCUUGCUGAGGAAGUGGACAAUAUUGUUGAUGAUGUGUGUGAUGUUAUAGCUAACAAUUUGAAAAUGGCCAGUACUAAUGAUGAGGAAAUGACAAGUAAGUUCUUUGCUUUUGGUCCAUUUGAUGCGUACAAACAGUGUCAAUCAUUGUACAUGUCACACUUUGACCUUUACGUCUCCAUACGACUGACCAACAAACAUCCUGAUAGAACUUCUGAUCAGGAUUUGCAAAGGAUAUUAAAUGAGGCUGCAAAUAUGGAGGAAAGACUUUCAGAUGCAUUAUGUACAUACAUUUCAACCAAAGCUGAGUUGUGCGGAGAACAAGCCAAGUUGGCACUUGUUAACAAUUACACCGUUCAUCCUAACAGAGUAUCUGGCUGUUUACUAGAAGUGCAAAGCGCAUUAGAAAUCUUGCAGCAAGAGGAGAAUAUUUUAGAUCAACAGUUGCAGGAUGCUAUACUAAAGUUUGUGUCAUCUCGGACCAACUUAGCUGUAGAGACAGCCGCAAGGAGUGCACUUAGUAUUAGAAAACAAGUCCACAGUGACUUAGAGUUUCUAUUAGAAUGCAGUCAACAAGCGCUGUGUGUAGACAAGUUGGUGUACAGUGCGCUGCGAGCAGAGCUCUGCUCGGUAGAGGAGCUCUUACACUUUGCCUCUCAAAUGAGGUUAUAUCUUGUCAAUGAUAGUGAAGCUAUUUCUAGUAGGAUUGAAUCAAUGAACGAGAUCUGUAGUCAACAAUUACUAAAGCAACAACGAUUACAAUCAAACAUUUUACAACAGACUUUAAGUACAUUGUUACAUACAGACAGCAAUGAUUUAGUACAACUAGUUAGAGCACAUAAUGAUCUGAGGCACAAUAUACAAGUUCUGAAUGAGCAAGUGAUUGAAGACUUUAGGAAUAAGGAAAUUGCUAUCACAGUAUAUUCAGCGUCAAAUUUACCAAUCCGCGAGUACCUACACGAUGGCAGUAGCCGGAAGGUGCGCAGGCGCAGCUCAGCCGCCGCUCAGCUGCUGCAUCAUCUCAUGGAACUGAUGGCAGUUGUUGAUGAUAAGGUGUUAUCAGCUAGCGGGAGAUUCGCUACUGUCAAGAAAGAGGAUAAGUACAACUUGCGUAAGUUCUGGCAGUGGUUCUUGAUGGAUCAGGCGAAGCUGCUUUCCACGUUGAGAGCUGCUCAACCACGAGGACACUUGUCCUGACAUAUCUAAUGUAUAUUAUAUAUUAAAUUAUGUA
Molecule: messenger RNA, 1759 nt
Organism: Papilio machaon (common yellow swallowtail)
Lineage: Eukaryota; Metazoa; Arthropoda; Insecta; Lepidoptera; Papilionidae
Product: augmin complex subunit dgt3
Exons: 10
Coding region: 37-1725 (562 amino acids)
Source: RefSeq, a predicted model, not a curated record